Molecule: messenger RNA, 4296 nt
Organism: Harpegnathos saltator (Jerdon's jumping ant)
Lineage: Eukaryota; Metazoa; Arthropoda; Insecta; Hymenoptera; Formicidae
Gene: Vps11
Product: vacuolar protein sorting 11
Exons: 16
Coding region: 201-3479 (1092 amino acids)
Biological process (GO): vacuole organization; vesicle-mediated transport; organelle fusion
Cellular component (GO): HOPS complex; endosome
Molecular function (GO): protein-macromolecule adaptor activity; protein binding
Source: RefSeq, a predicted model, not a curated record
CACGUUGCAUCGAUACGGGAGGGAUUCGCUUCUCACGCGCACCUACCGCACGCGGUGCGUCAUCGCGAACAGCUGACCGGAGCAGCUCUGAAAGAUGGCGGGUGUGUGUCGGAUCAAUCGUACCGCCUUGUGCGUCAAACAAACUGCCUAGGAACACAGUUUCCUGCGUAAAUGUGUAAAUAAUUAUCGUGUCACUCGUCAUGGCGUUCCUGGAGUGGAGGCGCUUCAAUUUUUUCGAUCUGAAGAAGGAGGUUGACGAGGGAAAAAUCGCCGAGACAUUCGGAGACGCGCAAGUCACAGCGGCCACCAGCGGCAAUGGCAACUUGGUGUUUGGCGAUAACACAGGCAACGUACAUCUGGUGAACAGGGCUUACGAGGUGACGACUUUCCGAGCCUAUGAACUCACACUGGUCUUGGCGCAGCAAGUUCAACAUUCCACCUUCCUGUUCACCAUUGGUGAAGAUGAGCCUGGCUGCAAUCCUACCAUAAAGGUUUGGAAUUUGGCUAAGCCUGACAAACAUGGCAAUCCAACAUGUGUUCGAAUAAGCAGAGCCAUACCUAGUUACAGAGCUGUCCCAGCGACAGCUCUAUGUGUCCACACUAGUCUGACAUUGAUGACUGUUGGCUUUGGAGAUGGCUCUAUUAUGCUGUACAGAGGUGACUUGACGCGUGAGAGGAAAAAUAAGAUAAGAGUCCUGAAGGAUACUAAUUUGUCGAUUACCGGUCUCGCGAUAAAAUCGACCGGCAAGCAGACGCAUCUAUUUGUCGCCACGCAGAACUGUGUGUUUUUAUACAAUGUUACUGUUAAGGAUAAAGAACUCAAAUCCACCUUGGACACCAUGGGCUGCUCGCGCAAAUGUAGCGUACUCGCUGAAUCGAUACAGGACAGCCAUUUUAUGAUUGGACGCAAUGACGCCAUCUAUUGUUACACACCAGACGGCAGAGGUCCGUGCUACGCCGUGGAGGGUCAAAAGGUAAUGCUGGAAUGGUUCAGAACGUACCUAGUGAUAGUGGCGAAAGAAGCAAUGAACGUUCCAAGGACGACGACUAUAUCCGGCAAAGCAAACACGAUAGAGCCGAUCCCACCUGGCGUAGACAAACACGUCAUCACUGUACUCGACAUACAAAACAAAUUCAUCGUGUUUUCCGCGCCAAUGUUGUCUGUCCAGGCGGUCCUGUCCGAGUGGGGUGGAUUUUUCAUACUCAGCGGAGACAACAAGUUGUAUCAUUUAGACGAGAAGGACUUGCAGUCUAAAUUAGCGUUACUUUUCAAAAAAAAUUUGUACGAUGUUUCUAUCAGAAUAGCUAAAAGUCAGCAAUACGACGCUGAAGGCCUCAUAGACAUCUUCCGUCAGUACGGCGAUCAUUUGUACUCCAAGGGUGACCACAACGCCGCGAUAGAGCAGUACAUAAAGACUAUAGGCAAAUUAGAACCAUCCUACGUAAUAAGGAAAUUCUUGGAUUCCCAGCAUAUCGACAACUUAACGACAUAUUUGCAAGCUUUACAUAAAAAUGGACAAGCCACUGGGGAUCACACUACCUUACUGUUGAAUUGUUACACUAAACUCAAUCAUACCGACAAACUGAAAGAAUUUAUCAUGACAAAAGAUCGCGAGGUCGAUUUUGACGUAGAAAUAGCGAUAAAAGUUUGCCGGCAAGCAUCGCCAGAGGAUGCUCUAUUGCUCGCGCAGAAACAUGGCAAGCACGAGUGGUAUCUUCGGAUUCAGAUCGAGGACAAACGGGAGUAUCGAAAGGCUCUCGAGUACAUGGCGACGUUAGAAUUCGAAGAGGCAGAAGUUAAUAUGAAGAAGUACGGGAACGUCUUAAUUGAGAAUGUGCCAAACGAGUCUACUCUAUUUCUGAAAGCUUUAUGCACGAAUUAUAAGCCUUCCAACAAACCACUCGUAGAUCAGGAAGCUCUAGAUGGUUAUAUAGAGCAGCGCGUCGAUAGAGCCAAUCCUGAGGAUUUCAUCCACCUAUUCCUUAACAAUUCCGAACGACUCGUCGAGUUUUUAGAGCAUUUAGUUAAGUCGGAUACAAGAUGGAGUACACUUGUCUACAAUACAUUGGUAGAGCACUAUUUGCACGUUUGGUCGGCUUUAGAUAACGAUGUAGCUAAAGUACAAUACGAGCAGAAAAUCGUGCGGCUUCUGCAGAAUACGGAAGCUCGUUACGAUAAGCACCAAAUAUUAAUACUCUGUCAUCAGCAUAAUUUUAGGAAAGGAUUGCUAUUCCUCUAUGAGGAGAGCAAACUAUAUCAAGAGAUAUUGAGAUUUCAUCUGCGGGAAGGAGACAGCGAGCAAAUUUUAGCCACGUGUAAAAGCUUCGGUCAUCAGGAUCCUAAUUUGUGGGUCCAGGCCUUGUGGAGUAUCGCCAAGAACAAGGACGCGCCGACGAAGCUUCUUGCGGACAUAUUAGCUUAUAUCGCUCAGGAAAGACUAUUAUCUCCCCUGAUGGUCAUUGAUGCGAUCUCCACGUCAUUGACCUGCACACUGGGAGACGUUAGAACAUAUUUGUACAGCGUACUACGAGCGGAACACGAGCAAACUCAGGCUGACGUGGAGUUGACGGAGAAGUACAGAGCCGAUACUCUGAAGCUGCGCGAACGUAUAGAAGCGAUAAAGAACAGCACGAUAAUCUUUCAAGGUUCGCGAUGCAGCGCAUGCCAUCAUCAACUAGAAUUACCGUCUGUGCACUUUAUGUGUCAGCAUUCGUACCAUCAGCAUUGCUUCCAAAGCUUCUCAGAAAACGAGAACGAGUGCCCGGCAUGUCUGCCGAAUAACAACAAAUCGCUGGAUAUUAUAAGAGCGCAGGAACAAUCGAAAGACUUGCACGACUCUUUCCACAGUCUUCUCGAUCAAGCGGAGGACCCGUUUUCCUUGGUAGCCGAUUAUUUUGGUAGAGGCGUCUUCAAGAAGAUAAUGGUAAUCACCGAUACGGACAAAUCGUUGCCUACUCCGACCAAAUUGGAGGAGCCUAAGCUGAACUACGGGCCGGGCGCAGAAGCGAGGCUCAGGUUGAGCGAAGGAAAGAGCUCUAUAUCAGGUAAAACGGAUACACGACGAGCCGCAUAUGAAGUCCACAUGACGGAGGAGCGUUUACGAAGUUUCCCGAAACCAGACGCGUAUUCUUCGUCGUUGGAGGCCAAUAUCUCGGGCACGGGUAGCGGUCUGUCGACACCGCGGGUUAACUCCGCGAAAGCCUCGCCGGUGCCGAUCAGAGAAGCUCGUAUUCUCAAUAGCAACACGCCAAUGUCGUCGCCGAGCGAGAAACUUUUUAUCCCGCCAAAGAACUCCAUCGUGCCAUCGAAUCCCUUCGAGACGGACGAUUACGACGAGUCUAAAAAUCCCUUCGCCAAGGAUAUUGACGACGACGCGACUAAUCCUUUCAAAGACGAUACUGAUAACGACAACGGCAAGGGUGGCAACGGUGAUGACGAAGACCAUUACAACAGAAAUUUGAACCCGUUCAGCAGAUAAACAAUACUUUUACGUGCUGCAAGGAUACAACGCAAGCCAGAACCGACAUUUAUGUACACUGAUGAAUAUUUCACGAUACGUAAGGAGAAGAAAACAAAGAAGAGACCGUAUAAGUACAUAAGAGGGGCAAGUGUUACACAAUGAACCUAAUAUACUACGUGUAAGCUUGUAUAGUCCAUAUUUCAAUUUUGUAUGCCGCAAACUUGUUAGAUUUAUCAGCAUUAUGUUGCUACUACACCAUGCUAAACAUUAGUUGGCAAAGCUGGAUUAAAAAACUAAUACACUGCUGUGUGUUGGUUUAUAGAUACAUAUGGCUUAAUGUCCAUCUAGAAUGGUACAACGACAAGUGUCCAACAUACUGUCGUUUCUUCGGUAAGAAGUGCAGUGUUUAAAAUCGAUGCCAGCUAAAACACGGUAAAAUAAAUCACACAGAGACUCGAAAAAUUGCUGAAUGAAACUUCAGUAAUGUAGGAAUACAUUAAUGCACCUUUAUUGUGAUGGUUUGUGAUGUGAGAGGAAGGGAGGAGACAAGACCAAUCGCAAAUUGGCUGCUACGAAAUUUCUUAUUUCGUCGCGUCGCACUGUGUAUCACGUUCCGCAUCAAAAGCGCUUUCGUUCCGUCACAAUCGUAAUGUAAUCUCUAAGGAUAAAGUGAAUUAAAGCAAAGUGGAACCAAGAUUAAUAUAAUCAUGCCUUUGUAUGCUGUAUCUACUUGGAUAGAAAACAGCAUAUAUACAGAUAUUGAUAUAUACACACACAGACUAUAAGAUUGUACAAUUAUACUAGCAAUAAGGAAAUAAAAGGUUACGAAUCUAUA